Aphidius gifuensis is the source of this 2584-nucleotide messenger RNA. RefSeq lists its product as uncharacterized. The record is from RefSeq and is a predicted model, not a curated record. The coding region runs from base 607 to 1293 and encodes 228 amino acids. Lineage: Eukaryota; Metazoa; Arthropoda; Insecta; Hymenoptera; Braconidae. The transcript has 3 exons.
GGGGAUGAGUGGGGGGUAAGUGAAUAUUGCUUGUAUGACUACUUUGAUAUAUAUAUAUGUAUAGUCUUGGCUUAUCUCGUUUCUCUUGACUUUAUAUGUAUAUUACGAUGCGAAAGGUACGAAAUACAACCAGUUUACCGCUGGCAAACUAGCUGACAAGUCGCAUCCUAUUUACUUAAAUAAUAAUAUAUAUAAAAAUAUUAUAUAUUGAUAAAAUCAUAUCAUAUAAAAUAUAUAAACUAAUAAAUAUAUUUAAAAAAAGGAAUUUAUCAAUAAAAAUAAAAUUUUUAAAUUAUUAUUUUACAGAAAUUUUAAAAAAAUUACAUUAAAAUUUAUAUAGUGAAUAUAAUUGUGAUGGUAAUUUUAAUUAAGUGAAACUUUUUAUGAAUUAAAUUUGCUAUUAUUUUAUGAUAAACAAAAAAAAAAAAAAACAACAAAAAUGACAGUGAUUAUGUGGAGUGCAACUGAAAAAUCUUGAAUAGAAAAAAAAAACAAUAAAUAAAUAAUUUUCUUUAUAGUUAAAAUUGUUGUUUGUUUAUAUAUUUAACAAUAUUUUUAAUUUUUUUUUUUUUUUAUUGUUAAAAAAAUUAUAUCAUAUUUAAAAAAAUGUUUAUUUUGGCGGUAUUGGGGCUGUUAUUUUUGACCUUCAUUACGACCGCAACAGCUAUUUUUACAGUACCUAGUCCAGAUUAUUUACACGGUCCAAAAAACUACGAUAUCAGUGAUAUCAAUGAGAAAGUAUCGACAAGUAUAAGCAGUAAUGAGGUGAUGCAAAAUAUUGAUGAUAAUAAUAAUAAAAAUAUCAAUGAAUCGGAAAUAAUUGAUGAUCAUUCAAACGAUGAUGGACAAACAAUGUAUGUCAUUGAGUUUGAAUCUGAACUUGGUGAUAAAAAUAUUGUUCAUGGAGGUAAAAAAAAACAUAAUGAUUUAGGUGGAAUGGAUAAUCAAAGUCCACUAGAUCCAUGGUCAAUUGUGUGGUAUAUUGGUUCAUUUGGUGGUCUUGUAACAUUUUUUUUAAUAGUCAGUUGUUCUGAAUGGUGUUGUAGAAAAAAUGCAAGACCAAUUGGAUCAUCAUGUGAUCAAAGAUGUGAUGAUAAUCAACAGCAAAAUAACACAAAUAUCAGUGAAACACCACCACCACCAUAUCAUCUAUUUGCACCACCACCAUAUGAUUCAAUUAAUUAUAGUGAUCUUGUUGAUAAAUCAUCUAGUGAUAAAUUUGAUAUUUAUGUUAUAACAACAACACCAACAACAACAACAACGACAACAAAUACACAGUCAGCAUCUUCAUAAUAUUCAAUGUGAUUUAUUUUUUUUUUUUUUACACCAUGAUAUUAUUAUUAAAUCAAAUAUAUAAUUAAUUUUCAUUGUGGUUACAAAAAUAUAUAAAGAAAAAGUCAGACAAUCUAUCGAUAAAUAUUUUAGAAUGACUCAAUUGAAAAAAAGAAAAAAAUAGAAUCUCAUUAAUUUAAUUUUGUGUGGAUGUUGAUUGACAUUGAAAAUUAUAUAUAUAUUACAUAAAAAUCUAGUGAAUGGAUUGCUCUAAUAAUAAUUAAAAAUGAUGCAACGAAAAAAAAAAAAAUGAAAAAACAUUUUGACCAAAAAAUUGAAGAAAAAAAGAUAUUGUAUUGAAAAACAAAAAAAAAUGGAAAUAAGAAGUUGAAAACUCAUGUUUUUAAACUAGAUAAAUAUAUUAUAUAAUUUUUUUUUUUGUUAUUUAAGAUGAAUAUAUAUUGUUUAAAUAGUAGAAAAAUAAAUUUAUAAAAAAAAAAGAGAACGGUGGAAACCGCGAGUAUAUUGAGACACUUGUAAGUAUAAUUUGACCUCAAUAACAUUGACUAGAAUUGUAAAUUAUAAUUUAUAUUUUCAAGGUCGACUGACUGACUAAUUUCAUUUUAAUUAUUAUUCCUCUAUGACUGCCAUAUGUGAAAGUAAUAAAAAUUAUAAAAUAGGUUUAAUAAAUUUUUUUUGCGAGCAACAAAUAUACUCGAUUAUAUAAAUUUAAUAUUUGAAUGAAUGUUAUAUAUAUUUUAUUGUGUGUUUUUGUGUGGAUAAAAUAUGUCAAUUAAUUAUUGAUAAAAAUAAAUUACAAUUGCUAUUUAUUUUUUAUACCAUUUUGUAAUAAAUAAAUAAUUAAAAACAACAAAAAAAAAUCAAUACAAAAUCCUUAAGAAAAUCAAUUUUUUUUUUUGUGAUAAAAAUAUUUAUAAACAUUAAUUUUUUAGGAUAAUAUUUAUUUAUUGUUAAUUUAAUCAUUUCAUUUUUUUUUUUGUAUCAUAUACUUAAAUUCUUGUAUUUUUUUCUAAUCUAUAAAUUCAAAAUAUUGUCUGUUAAAUAAUUAAUAAAAAAUUCAUAUAUAUUUUUAUUAAAAAAAAAACAUAUAUUCGUGUUUAAUAUUAAUUUUUUUUCCCGACUAAUUAAAUCAAUAAAUAAUGCAUUGUUUAAAUAAAAAAAAAAAAAAUUCUAAAACAACCGACGUAAUUUUAAAUGAAAUAUUUAAAAAAUUUAAAAAUUAUUUGCAAUUAAAUUUAUGUUUUUAAUUUUAAAAAAAAUUUAAUAAAUUAUUUUUCAAUAUAAAAAAAAA